UUUUUUUUUUUUUUGUUGUUGUUUUUAGAGCUUUUGUAAACCAAUACAAAACAAGGGUUUUCCCUUUUAAAGGACACUGCAUUAUUUCUAGAGGCUGGAUCUUCAAUCAAGGACUUAAUCUUACUUAUCUGAAAUACUUUGUGUGCUGACACAUCACAGUGCUGUACCAGCUCGAAAAAGAAAUCUAAUUCUAUCAAAUCUGCCAGCUCAGUUAAUAUGACCCUGCCAGGGAAGCAUAAGGCAUCACCUCCAGUUCUUUUAGGAAGGCAUCAGAUUCCUACUGCCAGCUCAAAUUCAAAGCACAGUGCAUGUGGCCAGAUUUGGAUUUUUUAAAAAUUUUUCUAAGGUACUUCUUGCAUCCUGGCAUGCAAAACCACAGAACAAAUUGGAAGAUGUCAUCUGAAUAUUUAGGUGGAAACGUAGCAGUUUGAGUCCUACAGACAGUCCUUUGGGAUUAGUCCUGAAGCAGAGAUGUGUGUUAUUCCAUCCUGAGACUUUUACAAACUCCUGUGUAAAGGGCAUGGUGUAGGGCUACCUGCAACCUGAAUCAGAGCUGAUCUGACAGUUUUUGUCUCUUUUUGACACUCUAGAGUGCAUCCAAAGCUGUCAGGACACCCAUGCCUGUAUCUUUAAUUCCUUUAGCCUAAUGGGAUAUAGUGAUGCCUUCUACGGAACCUGCAGCCUGCAUUACUGCAAGACUUUGUCUGUAUAUGCUGUUGCUCUGUGCACCUAAUCUUUCUUUUACUAGAGCUUCACUUAGAUUGUGCAAAUUAUCUGACUUAGUUUUUUUUUGCUGACAACACUGAGAAAAAUACUCAUUUACAUUGAAUUGAAGCAAUUUUUAGUAAUACAAAGGCAGAUCAAAAUAAUUAUGGUUUUGGAAAGUGAUGCAUUGUUGCUUUUAGAUUUACUUUGUCUGAAUUCCAUGUCCAUUUCAAACCGCUCAGGUAGUCAGAAUCACUCAUUUUGAAAGAAACAAGUUUGCCUUCAGAGAUGUCAGAAUGAUUCCUCUGAAUUUGAUGUGACCUGCAUUGUCACAGUUUGUCAGCCAAUGGCAAUACUGAUGUUAUAGCUGAAUCUGGGGUUUUGUUUCUUUUCUCUUUGAAACUAUUUUUGUAGUGAAGUUAUUAUUCUUUGGAAGGUUUACCCUGUUUUUCUCUUCAGGGACAAUUCUAUAUAUUUCAAGUAAGAAAAGGAUCUCUCCUGUUCCUCAGUCUGGUGCUUAUUAGAAGAAUUGGAACUCUUCCUUCUUGAUCUCUCUUCUCUUUUCAGCUCCUGUAUCCUCUGCUUUCCCCCUUUAGUUAAAAUCUGCCUUUAUUGAGAAGCAUUGACUUUAUGAUCAGGUCUCCUGUGGCUUCACUCUGCCUGCUAAAACAGAUCUGCUGCUCUUCUCAAGCAGCUGGCUUGAUUCUAGCCUAAAAAUUUAACCUGGGAAGAGAAAAUGAACUUCUGCUUGCCCACUAUCAAAUGUUCAGCUUCAUCCUUCAGACUCUGAUACUGAGGACUGCCUAAUACCUCCAGGGGAUCAAGCAGUAGCACUGGUGAGAACACAAAGCAGGUAGAAACUAAAUUUGCAGGCAGGACAUUGAUGCAUGCACAACAGCUGAGAAUGCCACAGCCACUGGAACUGUGUGAGUUGUCAUGGAAUCAUAGAACAUCCUUGGUUGGAAGGGACCCACAGGGAUCAUAAAAGUGCAGGAUAUCCCAAGAAUCCUACCCUGUGCCUGAGAGUGUUGUCCAAAUGCUUCUUGGGCUCUGUCAAGCUCGGUGUUCCGAUUGCUGCCCUGGGGAUCCUGUUCCAGUGCCCAGCCACCCUCUGGGGAGAGAACCUUUCCUGAGUCUUUUCGCUGAAGUCUGAUCAGUCAUGGUGAUGUACAGCCCUGAAACUUGAAUGUGAAGUGCUGCUCUGUAUUCAGUGCAUCGAGGGGUGUUUGGAGCAGUGAGGGUUACUUGAGGAAGUGACUGGAAGUGGCUGGAAGAAAAAAAAAAGCAAACAACCUUUGAGAGUGCUUUGAUCUGAAAUCAAGUAUCUGCACCAAGUCGGCAGAGUAUUUUUAGGAAGAGGGCACAGGCUGCAUGUUGCAAACUUCUCUCCAUGACUUAUAUGGACAUUGGAGCAUGGCUCUCUGAUGGAAUGUACAAACCCAGAUCAUCCAAUCCUUCAAGAACAAAAUUCCAAGAAAAAGAAUACAAUUCUUUCUACAAUUUGCUUGUUUUAGUGUAUGGCUUGCUCUCACACACAAAACCUGAGUUUUAAUUUCUGUAUGCAGAAAGACAAGGGUCUGCCUUCAGUAAACCCUCACCAGGAGAGGUGAGCAACAGGACACACAGAGUUGGAAGGAACUUUGAAGCACUGUGAGAAGGUGAAAGGAAAUACCCAGCUUGUCCUUUUUUAAGCCCAUUUGGGAAGAUGAAGCUUCUCCCUCAUGGCUGGAAGUAGUGGAGUCAAUCAAUUCAGCCUAAGCCUGGGGUGGUGACUGGCAGGCACCUGCUGCAGCCUUUCCUUUCUGCCUUACUUUGGACCCUGCAUUGCUCCCAGCCAGUGCUGGGGGCAGAGCCCGAGGGGCAAAGAUGGUUGUGGUAAGGAGGAGGAAUGUGAAGAUGUUCACUUUUGCCUUUUUGCUCAUCACCGUGACGUCCUUCCUGCUGAACUACACACACCAGGUGACCACCACCACCUGGGACCCGCGACACCUCGUCGUGCAGUUUUCAGAGCAUGUCCAGAAACUCUUCAAGUACCCCAGGAGACCCUGCAGCUGUCACACGUGCAUUUCGGAGCUGGGCCGCUCCCUCUGGUUCGAUCAGAGAUUUAACUCAACUAUGCAACCUUUCCUGACCUCACAGAAUGCCUUGAUCCCAGAAGACAGCUACAGGUGGUGGCUGAAGCUGCAAGGAGAGAAAGCUCCCAAGAGUUUGAACGCCACCCUGGCAGAGCUGUUUGGGGUCAUCCCUGGGGACGGGGACCCUCUGCAGGAGCGCGGCUCCUCCUCCUGCCGGCGCUGCGCCGUCGUGGGCAACUCGGGCAACCUGCGGCAGUCCCAGUAUGGCCAGGACAUCGACUCCCACGACUUCGUGCUCAGAAUGAACCGUGCCCCCACUGCAGGCUACGAAUCAGAUGUUGGGAGCAAGACCACUCACCACUUUGUUUAUCCUGAGAGCUACAGAGAGCUGGCAGCAAAUGUGAGCAUGAUCCUGAUCCCCUUCAAAACCCUGGAUCUGCGCUGGGUCGUCACCGCCCUCACCACAGGCACCAUCAACUUCACAUAUGUUCCAGUUCCAAGGAAAAUCAAAGUCAAAAAAGAAAAGAUCCUGGUUUAUAAUCCAGCUUUUAUGAAGUACAUCUAUGAAAACUGGCUGGAGCAUCAUGGGAGAUACCCCUCCACAGGCCUUCUGUCUUUGAUGUUUGCUCUCCACGUAUGCGAUGAGGUGAAUGUGUACGGCUUUGGAGCAGACAGCAAAGGACACUGGCAUCAUUACUGGGAAAACAACACUUCAGGUGGGGCUUUCCGGAAGACCGGCGUCCAUGACGGGGAUUUUGAGUUCAAUAUAACUUUGACUCUUGCCUCCAUUGAAAAAAUAAAAUUUUUCAAGGGCAGAUGACCCUGGCCACGGGGACAAGUGGGGGCUGCAAUUUCCAGCAUGCAGCGGAACAAAGCUCAGUGAAGAUGAUCUGGGCACCAGCCAGGUUUGAAUGCGUGGAUCUGCGGUGGGUUUGGAGCAUCUCAUGCCGCAGGGAUGAGGCCGAGGCUUCCAAGCUGCACAUGAUUUCCCUUCUUGGGAUAGCUGGGAGCUGCCAAUCAGCUGGAAUAAAUUAAUCUCUGCUUAGGC
Molecule: messenger RNA, 3828 nt
Organism: Passer domesticus (house sparrow)
Lineage: Eukaryota; Metazoa; Chordata; Aves; Passeriformes; Passeridae
Gene: ST3GAL1
Product: ST3 beta-galactoside alpha-2,3-sialyltransferase 1
Exons: 8
Coding region: 2572-3600 (342 amino acids)
Biological process (GO): sialylation
Cellular component (GO): membrane
Molecular function (GO): beta-galactoside (CMP) alpha-2,3-sialyltransferase activity
Source: RefSeq, a predicted model, not a curated record